UUCGCCGUUUAGUUGUCUUUUGACUGCUGUAACUGACAGUCGCAAAUUUUCCCGCAACUCAGAGAUUCGAGCGCUUCGAAUGCGAAGAGGAAAACCUUCGCUUUUCAAACACACAUAACAAAAAAAAACCCAACUAAACCAAACAACAAAACAAAAUAGCCAGCAACAAAAAUCAAUUGUUCAAACGUAACUGUAACUGCAGCGUUCGCGCCAACCGACCGCCGCCUGCCCGCUCGCCCGCCCACUUUUCCGCCCACCGCCCACCGUCCGCGCCGCCGUCGCGUCGGUAAUUAAACGCUUUGCUAGCGAUCAAAAGUGCAAUCCCACAAUCCCAAAAUAUCAAACAAAUAAAAUGCGUUACAAAGAGUUCUUCUGAAGCAACGAAAAUCGCGCGAAAAAAUCUCGCUGUUCAAGUGGCCUUACAUUAUGAUAAUUCAUUAAAAUGUCAAUUAAUUAAUCCAAAUAUCUGGUGGCAUCUGACAGCCUUUGGUCGGCUCUUCCCGCCCUCCCCUGACCACGCCCCCAAACCCCCCAUGAAGAAAAGUGCCUGAAAGUUUAUACAUACAUAUAUUUACACAAGAAUUUUAGAUACUAAGUGAAUAUAUCUCAAAUUAACUGAUCGAAAACUUGAAGCAAUAAAGUAUUUGAUUUUUUUCUGCUGCUGCCGCAACAUAAUGGAUAUAUCGCCAAUUGGAUUACUUUUGCUUGAGAUGAGGCCGCACAGCAAGCCGACAUAGGGCGACAUCGGGAAAUUGGGAAAUUGGGAUCCACUUGUCUUCGGGGCACCGCCCACCAACGCCCACCGACGCCCCCGCGACCGCCCCCAAAUGCCCCAGCGCACCUUCAAACACCAUAAAUGCGUGCCAAAAGCAGCAAACUGGGAACUAAUGCAAAUUUGGUCAAUGCCAUCGAUAUCGAUGCUAAUGGCAAUAAAACUCUAUACAUCUAUCGCAUUCGCUGUAAGAUAAAAUCAAAAUCGCCCAGAUAAAGUCGGCCAACUGAGAGACUGCUUCCCCGAACUCCUCCAUUUACCUGUGACAAGUGCGGCGGCCAAUUAAUAAUUGUUUAAACUGAAUAUAAAAUGCGCCCGAGUGCGCGGCCAACAAAAUACAACAACAAGAACAUCGAGUGGCACGUCGGUCAACGUGCAACAAGUGAAGCAGCGCAGAACUGCAGAGUAACACUUUUUGAUAACUUUACACUGCCUUACGGUUAACAUUAAUCAAUUAUAAUACUAGUUUACAAAUUACGCGUAGUUCAAUAUACAAACUAUACGAGAAAGCAAAAACAAUCAAAAUUUAUAUAUUUACAACAACGAAACCUUUUACAACAAACCUUUACAAAGUGAAAAGCAAACCGCAUUCAGCAAAGUCGAGGAUCCUCAGCGAGCAGCGACAAGGAAAAGCGAAAGACUCCAAAACCAAGCCAAAAUAAAAUUAAAACUACAAAUAUAUCUAUAUAUAUACAAGAGGAUUUUGAAAUCUUUACACUUUGUUAAGUGCGUCGAAGAACUAACAAAUUUACACAUCCACAUGGAACCUUUUGUCUUCACCUUUCGAGCGAUCCAAUAACCAGAAGCAAGAAGACUAAAGCGAAAAUCUGAAAGAACCAAACCAAAACCGUCUGAAAUAAAGUGCCUAAAUCAACAUUUUCACACAAAUCUUGUGAGGAAAUUGUACAGCGAACGGACAUCCAAAUUUGAUACCAAGUGUGAUAGGUAUACAGAUCGAUUGAAAGUUCGAGACAGACAGACAGUGUUCAAGGAGAGCAGUAAGAGCCACGACUAGUGGACACUAGAUACCUUUUCCUGGUUUGAGAAGCGAGGAGUACCCUGGACCUGGGUGGCAUCAAGAUUGAGCAGAACUUUCGCGACUGGCAGGGGUACUCAGGAAACGGCUACACGCUGGCAGUUAACAGUAUUUGCAGUGCAGGCUUUGCCCUAUCAGCGAUGCCCUUUAUCGACGAUGCACUGCUCUGGUGUCCAGAUAACGAUGGUCGUCUUGUUGGAGGUCUAGACUUGGGCACAUGCAUAGCCGACGAUUCUACGGCGAACGGAACGGAGAACCUGAACCCCUCGAUCCAAUCGGCUGGCAACCCAAGCAACCCGCAGCAGAGCGUCGGAGUCGGCGAGGUGCUGGGAUCCGUGGAGUCCGUCGGAAGCGAACUGAAUGGAGCGGCGGCCCGCAACGUGAACGUGGUGGUGGAACCGCUCUGCGGCGGCGACUCCUCCGACGAGCUCUUCCGCAGCUUCUCCGAGAGCAACUUCGAGAUCGAGAGCCUGCUGUCCGAUUUGGCCACCGUCGAGGUGAAAGUCGAAAAUGAGGAGAACAACAACAAUGUCAUCACCGACGAUGACUUCGCCAGCGUCGCCGCCGCCGUGGUGGCCAACGAUGAUCUGCUAGCCAAAGAGAACGCCCAGCUGAGUGCCCAGGGCCUGGUCGAUUCGGUGGCCGCCAGUCUGGCCGAUUCCGGCGAUGCCGCUGCUCAGCAGGCGCUCCUGACCUUCGGCUCCUCCAGCUCGGCGGCCUCGGCCAUUGCAGCCGCAGCCGCUGCUCUCUGUGGCGAUUUGAUCAACAACAACAACAGCAGCAGCAGCAGUGGCAACCAUGGCGGCGGCGGCGGCGGAGGAGGAGCUGGUUCCGGCGGCGGAGUAGCCGGCGACUGUGCCACCAAGCUGGAGUACGCCCUCAUGGGCGGACAGCCGCUGGCGGAGGAGCCGCGCUUCGUGACCAGCGCCGCCGCCAAUCCGCUGCUCGUCGAGAAGCUCAUGUCCAAGUGCCUGAACAUCGAGAAGCGCAUGGACAAACUCAGCGACACUGAAAUUCCUAUUGUCAAACAAUCGACGAGUCCGGCCCCGCAGCAGCAACUGCAGCAGCAGCAACACCUGCAGCAGCACCAGCAGCAGCAGCCGCUCAACGGCUCCACCUUCAACGGCGCCACCGCGCUGCUCCACAUAAAGACGGAGCAGAAUGCGCUGCUCACACCGCUCCAACUGCAGCAGCAGCAGCAGCAACAGCAGCAGGCUCUACACGGUGCAGCAGGCAACGGAGGUGGCAGCGGCAACGGCAACAAUGCCCACCAGCAGCAACAGCCGCUGGCCAUCCCGCACCGCCCGCUGCUCCACAACCUGCUCAGCGGCGGUGCCAUCCACAAUCCGCACCACAGAAACUACACGACGGCCACAACAGGUUCAUUUCCGCCCAGUCCCGCGGACAGCGGCGUCUCCGACGUGGACAGCUCCAGUUCCGGCGGCCAGCCCUGCGCCGACGAGCUGAAGGCGCGGCUCGGGAUGCCACCAGCCACCUCGGCGUCGGCAGCGGCCGCGGCAGCAGCGGCGGCGGCGGCAGCGGCACACCUGCACACGGGCACCUUUCUGCAUCCGAAUUUAUACCAGAACAAUGCGGCGAAUUCGCUGCGGAACAUAUGGAAUCGCAGUGUUGGGGUGCCCGACAACUACUACGGAAGCAGUGGCGCCGGCAGUGGGGGCGCACACCCAGGUGGUCCAGGAAACCCCCAAGCGCCGGGCUACCUGACAACGUCCUACUUCAACACACCGACGGCGGCGACGGCAGCGGCGUCCCAGCGAGGAGCCACCAUCAACGGCUAUCAUUCCCUGCACCAGCAGCAGCAGCAGCAGCAACAGCAGUCGCAGCAAUCGCAGCAGCAACAGCAACUGGCCCACCAGCAACUGUCGCACCAGCAGCAGCAGGCAUUGCACCAGCAACUGUCGCACCAGCAGCAGCAGCAACAGCAACAGCAGCCACACCCGCACUCCCAGCUGAACGGUUCGCAUCCGCACUCACAUCCGCACUCCCAACCGCAUUCGCAUCCGCACGCGGGCCAGCACACGCAUUCCACAAUCGCUGCAGCGGCGGCAGCAGCAGCGGCAUCCGUCGUCAGCAGCAGCAGCAGCGCCGUUGCAGCGGCAGCAAUGCUCAGCGCCAGUGCAGCGGCAGCGGCAACGGCGGCAGCUGCAGCGGGCGGAUCCCAGAGCGUUAUCCAGCCGGCGACGUCCAGCGUCAGCUACGAUCUCUCCUACAUGCUGGAGCUGGGCGGAUUCCAGCAGCGCAAGGCGAAGAAGCCGCGCAAACCGAAGCUGGAGAUGGGCGUGAAGCGGCGCAGCCGGGAGGGAUCCACCACCUACCUGUGGGAGUUCCUCCUGAAGCUGCUGCAGGAUCGCGAGUACUGUCCGCGCUUCAUCAAGUGGACGAACCGGGAGAAGGGCGUCUUCAAGCUGGUCGACUCGAAGGCGGUGUCCCGCCUGUGGGGCAUGCACAAGAACAAGCCGGACAUGAACUACGAGACGAUGGGCAGGGCGCUGAGGUACUACUACCAGCGCGGCAUCCUGGCCAAGGUGGAUGGCCAGCGGCUGGUCUACCAGUUCGUGGAUGUGCCCAAGGACAUCGUCGAGAUCGACUGCAAUGGUGUGUGAAGUGAUGAGAAGGACGAUUAGGACGAUGAGGCCUGUAAAUAUAGUUCGAUCCCAGAUCCGAGAUCGGGAAGAUCUGGAAGAGCUGGAAUGGCAAUAGGUUCUGGGUGGGGGGUAUCAAUCAACCGGCUAGCGGCAAUAGUGGCUGAAGGCCACGCGAGGUGGGGAUUUCUUUGUACAUGCGUUGAGUUUCUUGGUUAGCCAGCGAUAAGCAUAGGUUACACACAUAGCUGAUAGUCCCAAUACGCGUACAUAUACUUAUAUACUCGUAUAUAUAUUCACACCCUGUGUCCUGUACCCUAUACAUACACCCAGCUAAAUCGGCGGUAAUUAAUGAUCUAUUCAUGGGCGUUAGUGUUGUACUUGUAACUGUAGUUUUAACUUUAAACUGUAAACUGUAAACUGUAAACUGUAACUGUAAUGAAUAUUGUUAUUAUUGGUUAUUAUUAUUAUUACUAUUACGAUUAUUACUAUUAUAAAUAUUAUUAUUAUUAUUAUUAUCGCUACUGCUAUGGCGGAAGGACGAAGGACGACCGAAUUGAUUCAUAUUGAUAUUCGAUAGACGUGUGUAAUAUGUAAAAAAGAAGUACGAACCCCGAUAGCUGCAAGAAUUUCUCUAUCUCCAUUGAUCUAAUACUAAAUCUAAAUGUAUAUGAGUAUGUAUAUGCCUAGCCUAAUGCCCUUUCAACUGUCCCCUAGCCCAACCCGCUGCCCAAGGACGAGCUCAUUGCAGAGGAUAAAGGAUAUAUAUAUAUCCGAACAAUAUGCGUGGGUCUCUGUGCUUGGGCUAAUUGUUUUUGUUGCUUAUUUUAUAAACGAAGAGAGAUGGAAAUUUAUUAUUUCAUAGUUUUAGCUAUUUGUACGACUACGUUUAGGAUAUUUAUUUAAGUGUUUCUCCAGCUACACCCCUGAACUCCCCCCAAAAACCACAAAAAAACACACACACACAUCCUAACUGGAGCUAAGAACCCAGCAAAAUGGUGGUCUAAACUUUCUUGUAAUUAUUAUUUGAUAAGUUUUGUAUAUUUACAACCCUAAAACAUCAACAGCAGAAGAGCUCACAGGAUACACGCGAAGAAGGCACUCCUUGAGCCAUCGUUUAAGCAGUCUUAGAACGCCAAACCAAACUCAACUCUCUCGAUCUAAAGUUUAUUUAUACAGCGUAAAGCAUAAAGUUUAACUAUUGUAUUCUUGUUAACGUCACACUGCCACAAAUCGAAGAAACAAGCCUUACAAAAUGAAACAGAUCUGAACAUUUAAUCGAACAGAAACGAGACACCACUGACCCAUAUCCAUAGUUUCAACUAUAGUGCAACCGCAAUCCUCAAUGCAAUAUACCGACAACUUCUACAACAAUUUCCAAACACUGCCCAAAACGUGCAAUCUCUUGAAAGGAAACCUUGAACCUUGAACCUUGAAUAGGAAAAGAGAAUAAAACCAACUCCUAGUUCUUUAGUCUAUUUCUUUAAUAGUUGCGUUCUCUAAGUACCUUUAUCUAUUAUUAUUAUUAUGUGUACGUGAAGAUGAAAUCUACAAUAUAUCAUUUUGUUUAUGAUGAUUGGUGAUUGAUGAUGCAAAUAAACAAAGUGAGUCUUGAGUUCAACUCUCUGUUCAUUGUAAACAA
Drosophila yakuba is the source of this 6053-nucleotide messenger RNA. It is a transcript of the gene Eip74EF, whose product is annotated as ecdysone-induced protein 74EF. Gene Ontology annotation, cellular component: nucleus. The transcript has 8 exons. Lineage: Eukaryota; Metazoa; Arthropoda; Insecta; Diptera; Drosophilidae. Gene Ontology annotation, molecular function: sequence-specific DNA binding; DNA-binding transcription factor activity, RNA polymerase II-specific. The coding region runs from base 1949 to 4432 and encodes 827 amino acids. The record is from RefSeq and is a predicted model, not a curated record. Gene Ontology annotation, biological process: cell differentiation; regulation of transcription by RNA polymerase II.